Messenger RNA from Hippocampus comes (tiger tail seahorse), 2485 nucleotides. RefSeq names its product glypican-5-like. The record is from RefSeq and is a predicted model, not a curated record. Lineage: Eukaryota; Metazoa; Chordata; Actinopteri; Syngnathiformes; Syngnathidae. Gene Ontology annotation, biological process: positive regulation of canonical Wnt signaling pathway; regulation of protein localization to membrane; cell migration. The transcript is spliced from 12 exons. Bases 110 to 1867 code for a protein of 585 amino acids. Gene Ontology annotation, cellular component: extracellular region; plasma membrane; cell surface.
AGCGUUCAAGGCGAAUGUCACCAAAGAUGGCCGACUCCGUUGUUCUGCUAUUACACUUGGCUGUAGAUCAGCCGAUGCAGACAGCUGUCAUGAGGUGAAGACAGCAUACAUGAUGCGCCAAAUAGGACAGGUGGAACUGGUGCCAGACAGUCCCCAAACAGAUGAUUCUCUAAAAGUGUGUGUCCACUCUGGGCCGGGGUGCUGCACCAGUAAGAUGGAGGAGAGUUACAUGGCUGCUGUUCGCAGUGAGACUCAGCAGAAGAUUCGAUCCUACAGCUUUGAGCUGAAGUACCUGAUUGCUGGACAGAGCAAAGCCUAUCAAGACACCUUUGAAUCGCUCGUGUCCUUCACAUCUAAUUUGACCAGCACCUUGUUUGACAGCGCCUACUCCAGCCUUGCAUCAGAAUGUCGACCCCAUGUGCUUCACCUUUUCAAUGACAUUAAUCGCCAUCUUUUGGGGGACCCCCAUUCCUCAUUGGAACAUGCUGUUGGGAGUUUCUUCAAUGAGCUCUUCCCACUGGUCUACCGCCGACUACUCAACCCUGGUAUUGGCCACAUGUCAUCCCGGUCUUUUUCUUCCUCCUCAUCCAGUCAUGAAGACUGCCUCCGGAUGACACGGCAAGAUGUCAGUCCAUUUGGCCCCCAUCCUGGACUCCUGGUUUCCGGUCUUUCUCGUGCUCUGGGAGUAGGCCGAACACUGAGUCGAUUGCUAAGAUUGGCUGGGGAUGUCGUGGAUGCAACAGAAAAGGCAGCAUUAUCCAGAGCGUGUGGGCGGGGCUUAGUAAGGAUGCAGUAUUGCUCCCAUUGCAGAGGUCUGACAUUGAUCAAGCCCUGUACUGGACUCUGUCUUAAUGUUAUGAGAGGAUGCCUGGUGGGGAUAUCCGAACUUGCGGCACCCUGGGGAAGUUUGGUCGUAUUGCUCCAAAGAUUAGCUGCAACAUUAGCAACCAGUAACAACCACAACAGCAUGGAGCUAGCGCUGCUGGCGGUCCGGAAUCAUGUGAACGAUGCCAUCCUGCACGCCCAGCUGCAUGGUCCACGCAUUACUGCCAUUGUAGAGAAAGUGUGUGGAUCACAGGCAGCUACUCCUGUGAUGAUAAGUGGACAUCCCAACACUUCACAUGUUACAUCACCCACUGCUCGGAUGACACAAAAACCCUCAAAGAGGCGGUCUAUGACCUCUCUCUCAAUGGGCUCUGAUGCUUAUCUGAGUCUUCAGCUACAGUCUCAGAGGUCAUUCCCUCUCAAAGGAUCAAGAGGUGACAAGAGCCGCAGUCUUAAAAAAUUAUCAAGGGAGUUUGAGGGCUCCAUCCAGCGAUACGAGUUGUUUUUCUCAGAGCUACCUGAGAUGCUUUGUGAAAGUGAAAUGGAAGUUGAGCAGCACACGUGUUGGAGUGGUCAAGAUGUAGUCGAGAGUUAUGCAAGUCGUGUGGUUGGCAGUGCUUUGAAAGCCCAGAGGGACAACCCCGAAAUUACAGUUCGUAAUACGGAUCCUGUUCUAAGGGCAGCAAAACAAAGACUGGAGCAGUUGACCCAGGAACUUUUAGUGGACCUUGAUUGGGCACGUGAAGCCAAAAGAAAGGGUGAAGAAGACUACGGAGGGAGCGCAGAAGCAGAAAGGGGCAGUGGAGACGACUGUGACGAUGAAGACGGCUGUGAAGCAUCUGGUAUUAACACAGCUGAUUUAUCCAGUGGACGCCAUCCAGUGAUAACCGACAGGGCUCUUCUUCAUCCUCCUCACCACCACAUUCCCCCUCAUGUCAACUCUCCCCCACUGACGCCUCUUUCAGGUUCAGCCAGCAUGCUGACUCUCCAACUACUACAUUUGAGCCUGCCAACUUUCCUGUUGCUGCUGUCACCAUGGUAACCCCGCUGACGUUUGAGUGACAGAAUCGGGGACUGAGAAGCAACCACGUCCAGUGUGUGGUUGUUUAGUGCUUAAAACGUCUUUGAGCACAGUUCGGCCACUCAUUUUUAGUUUGUUCCCAAUAAUGAUAAUUGAUGGUGUUUUGCUGAUGACGAUGAUGAUGAUAAUGAUGACGGAAGACGAACUGUUGAUUCAAGAGUGUGAGCAUUUUAUAUUACCUGCACUGACCGCUGCGUGUGUUCACUUGGAUUUAACUCUCCUAGCACACUUUGUAGAUGGCACAGCACUACUUUUUUCAAGAGGUGUAAAUACAAAUCUAUAUAUUAUAUAUUUAUAAAAAGAGUUUAUGUAGAUUAAUUUUCUGUAAAUAGUGCAUAAUAUAGAAGACAGCAGACUGACAUGUAGACAUUAAUUGCAUUUUUUUAUCACUCAUUGAUAUGAUCCAUGACAGCUACAGUUUGUAGUCAUAGUUGUAUUAUUACAGUAGUAGUAUAAUAUAUUAUAGUAGUAUAAUGUAACAGAGACUCCAACAUUGCUAUGAAAUGAUGUGCUAAAUAGGCAAAACAGACACUCACAGUGCCUUUCCACUUAUGUCACAUAAUUUGAAAUAAAAAAGCU